UAUUUUGACAUUUCUUAAACUGUUAACAUAAUAAAAAAUAAUUUCAUGGAAAUGAAUUUUGACUACGUAACAAUUACUCUUCAUGCAGUUGUUAUGAUUAGUCAUAUUUUGGCGUCUUGUGGUAAUUUUGGAUCAAUCUUUGGAUGCUCAUGGUGGACCUAUAACGAUCCCAGUUACAUUUAUGAAUUCGGUAUUCUUCAAGAGUGUGUUACAAGCUCAAAGAACUUUACAAGAAAAUGCACAUUUAGGAAAACUCUUUUUAUGUUCAACGUUUUAUUGGAAGAUGAAGAUUUGAUACCGGAUAUUAUACUAGUAUUAUUUUUCGCUGCUAUUGCUUUUAACAUUGUGGCACUUUUCAGUAGCAUAUUUUUAUGUUUCCAAUGGAAAAAUAAAGAAACAUGGCGAAUACUUUGCGUGAUAAUUUCAACUUUUGGAAUGUUAGGAGGUCAAAGUAAUGCUACUGGGAUGGUGUAUGCUCAAAUUUUGACUAAUAAAAUGUCUGCAAUACAUGGCGGUUGGACUCUUAUUCUAUCUUGGGUUACCACUGUUAUUCAUCUAGUGGCAGCAAUUCUGAGUUACUGUAUACUUCGCUUUCCACCGAUUGGUCAUCGUGAAGGAAGAGUAAUUUUAAGAAUCAAUGAUAUGUCUCUAAGUGAUAAAAAUUCCGAUAAAAGUAUGGAAAAUAAAAAUAACAUUGAAACUGAGAACAAUGAUGAUAAAAAAUUCUUUGAUGAUAGAGGAUUUGUUAUGUACUAAGCUAUUUCAAUAAAAUUCAAUCGGGAUAUAAAAAUUUAUAAACAGGAAGAUUAUUUG
Messenger RNA from Hydra vulgaris (swiftwater hydra), 813 nucleotides. RefSeq lists its product as uncharacterized. The record is from RefSeq and is a predicted model, not a curated record. Lineage: Eukaryota; Metazoa; Cnidaria; Hydrozoa; Anthoathecata; Hydridae.